GUGUUAACUUCAGAACCGACAUCUUUUCCAGCUUUAAUCUACCAUGUCUUUCUAAUAACAUCGUUGCUGUUCUCCAGGGUCCCUAGCAUCUCCCCGCUAAGCCACAACAUUAAAACUGCACAUCUUUUCCAGAACUCCACAAUAAUGACACGUUAUUAAUCCGAGCAGGAGCCAACUGAUAAAGCAACUAGGUCGCGUGAGCAUCGCCAUGCCCAGUCUUGCGAACAACCACCACGAUUCCAUCGUAGUUAAGCUAGUAUUUCUGCAAUCCUUCCGAGUCACACCAGGGACCGUCGUUGCUGGAAUUCAAGUGGCCAAUUUAUAAUGCCGACAAUAACAGAGACUAGUCUUCUCAAAAAGCUUCCUUGUGUAUUGACAUGGUGGCCAGACUCCGAUUAGUCUACGAGAUCUGGGUGGUACUUUUUGCGGGGCAAUCUUAUUCUCCGACAAGUGUAGCGUCUUUUCCCCUCAUAAAUUUGCCGCAACGACUUAUUGGAAGUAAGAUUCGAGAGCCCGAUCCCCACACAGCUUUAACUCGAAGCCGUAGCGCAUCCACUCAUCAUCCUAGCGAUUUGGGAGGCUCAGUUGGCACUGUGAGCCGGGGCAACCCCACAACCGCAGGGGGGGAGAAUCCUUAUAGCCUCGCGCCUAUUCCUUCGGUAGCGAUCCGAAUCCCAAACUACGCGAUCAGGAAGGCACAAGCUGAUUUUAAAGGUUUGAGUGUUGGUGCAAGCAUGGCGAUGACUCGAUCGGCAACCCUUUGCCAAAGCCCUCGGUCGUCCGCAGCUGCUGACACCCUUACUCGGUCGUCCGUAGCUGCUGAUAUACCCUUACUCGGCUGUAUAUAGAAAAGAAUCAUAGACUUUCAGUUAAGCUCUUCGUUAGUAGCACACCAUACCUGGAAGGGUAGUGCGGAGUUCCUGUUGUAGAGA
This is a messenger RNA of Mytilinidion resinicola, 932 nucleotides long. RefSeq lists its product as uncharacterized. The record is from RefSeq and is a predicted model, not a curated record. The transcript has a single exon. The coding region runs from base 378 to 848 and encodes 156 amino acids. Lineage: Eukaryota; Fungi; Ascomycota; Dothideomycetes; Mytilinidiales; Mytilinidiaceae.